UUGUUCGUCCUUCUACUGCACGUGAUCCUGCCACUAUGACCUCCACACGCCAUUCGGUUGACGUUGCAAAGGUCGAUGUCAAAGACAUGGAUACCACCAAACAUAUGGAAUUUGCGACGAGCCUGUCAUGGACGCCAGAUGAGGAACAAAAUUUAGUUCGCAAAAUCGACAUGUAUCUCUUACCAACCAUGUGGUUGAUGUACUUGCUAUCGUACAUGGACCGCACCAACAUCGGAAAUGCAAAGAUUGCAGGAAUGGCAGAUGAUUUGAAGCUUUCAAGCAACGAAUACUCUGUCGCAUUAGUUGUUUUCUUCGUUACGUAUGUGGUGUUCGAGGCUCCCUCCAAUAUGCUACUCAUACGCAUCAAACCCAGCAUAUAUCUACCAUCUCUCAUGAUAAUAUGGGGUGCUUUGACUUGCGUCAUGGCAGCCAUCAAAGAUUAUCACCAUCUAUUAGUCUUGCGCAUUUUCGUUGGUGUUUUCGAAGCUGGAUUUGCCCCGGGGAUGUUACUGCUCCUAUCGUCGUGGUACAAACGCGAAGAACAGAGUAAGCGGUUUUCAGUGUACAUAUCUGCCGCCAUUUUGUCAGGCGCAUUCGGUGGUUUACUGGCUGGGGCUAUUACUGGGGGACUAGAAGGUGCUCAUGGGAUUCGAGGCUGGCGAUGGCUGUUCAUCGUAGAGGGCGUGGCGACUAUUGGGAUUGCCGGACUUGCGAUGUUCUUUCUCCCAGAUUUCCCCGCAAAUAGCAAGAGGUUCACUGAGCGCGAAAGAGCCAUUGCUGUGGCGCGUCUCCAAGAGGGUGGUGUUUGCACUAGCGAGGAAGGAGAAGAAAGAAUGGGGAAAGGAAGAUCUUUCCUUCUUGCCAUUAGAGACUGGCGCACUAUUGGUUUUAUUCUCGGAUACAUGGUUAUUGUUGGUUCCUCCACCCUGUCCUACUUCUAUCCUACCCUCGUCAACGGACUCGGUUAUACUUCUACUGUUCAAGCACAGUAUAUGACUGUCCCUAUCUAUGCAGUUGCCUUUGUCUGCACUUUGAUCACAGGAUUCUUUGCAGAUAGAGUUCCUCAGCACCGGGGUCUUAUCAUUGCUGGUUGGCUCACUUUCAGCCUUAUCACGUCGAUCCUCGUAUGCGUCAUCUACAACUUCACAGCCCGCUACGUCCUCCUGGUGCUCAUGGCAGCCGGGCUUUGGGCGUCUAACGCGAUCUCAUUAUCGUUCACUGGUGCCACAUUUGGAGCAAUGCAACCCGAAGUCAGGGCUGUCGCUCUCGCACUGGUAAAUGCCUUGGGUAACCUGGCACAAAUUUACGGGGCCUAUCUAUUUCCAGCAGACGACAAACCAAAGUAUCUUCUGGGUUUCGGUGUCAUCAGUGGCAUGCUUGGUUUUGGUGUCGUUGUAUAUUGUGCCAUGCAUGUCUUAGUUAGAAGGAAGGACGGACUGAGGUGGAUCUAAGAAAUUAGGGUGUGGGGCCUACCGAUGCACGAAAGCGCCUUGAAAAUCAACCUUGAUUGUACGUUGACUAAUAAUUGCGACUAUAAAACGAUAUUGAUGCAUUAUAAAGACACCGGAAUGCGUCAUUGCAACGUAGCACAUAGAACCUAGAAUCUGACAACUGUGAGAGUUUGAUGUGGUAGUCAGUGACAUACCCAGUUGAAGUCAUACCUAGAUGCGUGAACCAUAUAUAUUUUAGUUUUUUGUACUGACCAAAAUCAGCUGUUCAUUUCCUUCUACCCACAUCAUGAUGGGUUGGAUGUGAUGGAGACUGACUUGGCCGAAACUUUUCAGUAAUAUUGGGUCACUAUUCGAUGAAGACAGUCUGUGAUCCAACAUUCUGUAACACACAACAAGGACUGCUACUUGAACCUUUCU
Molecule: messenger RNA, 1868 nt
Organism: Periconia digitata
Lineage: Eukaryota; Fungi; Ascomycota; Dothideomycetes; Pleosporales; Periconiaceae
Source: the annotation of a GenBank genome assembly